This is a messenger RNA of Amphibalanus amphitrite, 3549 nucleotides long. RefSeq names its product protein grainyhead-like. Lineage: Eukaryota; Metazoa; Arthropoda; Thecostraca; Balanomorpha; Balanidae. Gene Ontology annotation, cellular component: nucleus. The coding region runs from base 490 to 2655 and encodes 721 amino acids. The record is from RefSeq and is a predicted model, not a curated record. Gene Ontology annotation, biological process: regulation of transcription by RNA polymerase II. Gene Ontology annotation, molecular function: DNA-binding transcription activator activity, RNA polymerase II-specific; RNA polymerase II cis-regulatory region sequence-specific DNA binding. The transcript has 15 exons.
AUAAGGCGUUAUACUGGUUUAUAUAUUGGAGUAAUCAGAGCAGUUUUCAGCACAGCUGGAAAUUUGCUCUUAGUGAUGCAGGUGUUAACUAAAUGAGUUACGUGUGGAACAAUCACUGGGAUCAGAUGUUUUAAAAGUUUACUGUUGAUGCCGUCCAAGCCAGCACCAGAAUCCUUUAGCCCUUCAACAAUGUUUAAAACAACUGCUUGGCUAACUGGCUGAAAAGCUAAUUCAUUUGGAACCGCAACAUCAUUCAGCGAGUCCCGCGGUGGCACCCCUCCGCCGGAUCCAACCCCACCAGUCGACUCCCCGGGAGCAGCCGAAGCCGCUGCCGCCGCAGCUGCCGCCGCAGCUGCCGCAGCAGCAGCAGCGGGAGCUGGAGGAGAGGUGGUCCACGAGACAGUCGAGGUGGUGCAUGACGGCGAGCCGGUACCAGCAGAAUGGCAGACCGAGUACACGGACGGCCCGCUGACGGCCGCUGCGUCAGCCAUGCUGACCAUGCAGCCGGUGCCGCCGGAGGAAGGCCAUCACGUGCAGACCGACGAGACGUACGACUACAGCUACAGGAGCACGGCCGCGGCGCCGUCGCCGGCCGGAGCUGUCAGCACAGUCACCUCCCAGAGUCGCGCGCCCGCUGACCUGGUCUCGGGCAGUGAGCUGGGUCUGCUGCUGGCAGACCGAGAGGCCGAGGACCUCACCGCGCGCCGCUCGCCCUCCGAGCAGCCACAGCAGCAGCAGGUCGUCGAACAGCGCCGCGGCGUCAUCGUCGGCGACGGGGACCCCGGCUCGCCGCGCUACGGCGCGCCGCUGGCGCCGCUGCACGCGGACUCGCCCUCACCCAAGGAUAUGUCCUCUUCCACCGCAUACACGGCCCAGUACACGGGUCUGGCGCCCGCACAGGUAUUCGCCGAGCCCAUCUCCCAGUACAGCGCUCUGCCGCCGUCUCCGACGGCGACCUACGGACAGGCGACGACGGUCCGCACGUCGGCUGGGUCGUACGUGGCCGCGGCGGACCCCUACUACCGUGACUACUACUCUCCUGUGGGCUCCGCAGCGGGUACGACCGAUCAGUACGGAGGCAGCGCGCCGGCUAGCCGCGCCGCACCCGCCUUCGCCGAUGGUCAGGAGAGUCACGCCCAGUUCGUCGAGCGCUACAUCCGCCCCGGGUCGGCGGUCUACAAGCUGUCCAGCCAGGGUCUGGCCGUCGACCUGCCGUCACCGGAUAGCGGCAUCGGAGCUGAGGCGGCAACCCCGCGCGAUCAGGCCACCAGCCUGCAGCAGGGCACCGGUUUCGAGUACUCGGACGUGGUGGGACAGUCGUCGCUGCUGGCUGAGCCGGGUCUGAUCCGCGGCCCGGUAUCGCCAUCCACAUCCCGGUCCCGGCCGUGGCACGACUUCGGACGUCAGACAGAGGUGGACAAAAUCCACAUCCCGAAAAUCUUUUCCAACUUCGGCUUCCGUUUCUUCAUGGAGGCACCGAUUUCGACGAGCCAGCGUCGCGAGGACGACCGUCUAACCUACGUCAACAAGGGCCAGUUCUACGGCAUCACCAUGGAGUAUGUGCCCGAUCCGGACAAGCCGCUCAGGAACGGAACCGUCAAGAGUGUGGUGAUGCUGGUAUUCCGAGAGGAGAAGCCGGUAGAAGACGACACGAAAGCCUGGAUGUUCUGGCAUAGCCGACAGCACAGCGUGAAGCAACGCAUCCUCGACAUUGACACUAAGAACAGCGUCGGUCUGGUUGGCGGUAUCGAUGAGGUGGCUCACAACGCCGUGGCCGUCUACUGGAACCCACUGGAGAGCUCAGCCAAGAUCAGCAUUGCUCUGCAGUGCCUCAGCACAGACUUCAGCAGUCAAAAGGGAGUCAAGGGUCUGCCGCUGCACGUGCAGAUUGACACAUAUGACGACUACCGGGACCCUAACGCAGCCGUCAUACAGCGCUCUUACUGCCAGGUCAAAUCCUUCUGUGACAAGGGUGCUGAGAGGAAGACCCGGGACGAGGAGCGACGCGCCUCCAAGCGGCGAAUGACCGCCACUGGCCGUAAGAAGAUGGAAGAGAUGUACCACCCGGCCUGCGAGCGGACAGAGUUCUACAGCAUGGCCGACACGCUGAAACCGGCGCAGCUCUUCCAGCCGAGCGCCGACUCGGAAAAGAUCGGGAACAUGGAGCUGCAAAACUACUACGUUCAGCAGGACGGAGACAGCCACGGCCUGUACCAGGACGUGGCCGAGUCACCGGCUCUGCCCCUCAGUCCUGACGGCCUGCAGAGUCAGUACAGCCUGCCCCCGGCCACUGCCGAGAUGGCAGAGAGGGAUGAGAACGGCCUGUUCCUCCCGUCGGCCAAACGGGCGCGACUGACGCCACCGCUCAGCCAGCGGGUGAUGCUGUACGCCCGUCAAGAACAGGAGGAAGUCUACACGCCGCUGCACGUAGCGCCACCUACAACACUGGGCCUACUCAAUGCCAUCCAGAGCAAGUACAAAAUCAGUACGUCUUGCGCUCACACGCUCUGUCGGAAGAACAAGAAAGGGGUGACGGCGACUAUGGACGACGAUAUGAUAGCACACUACUGCAAUGAGGAUACCUUCUUACUGGAGAUCCGGCAGGCUGAGCAGGACGGCUCGUACCACAUCACACUGAUCGAAGUCGGCGACUGAGGUCACUGCAGAGCGGCUCCGAGGAGCCCGAGCGGCUCCACAGAACACCCGCACGCGAUCUCCUUAUACUGAGGACUAACCACGUGUCGUCUGAGAGACCCACGUGUUGUGAGAGGCCCCACGUGCCGUGAGAGGCCCCAUGUGUCCCAGGAAGACCUAAGGGUCGGUCUGGGAUGAGAAACCACGAGCUGACGGAUGCAGUGUAUAUCGUGUAACCUGAGCUGACAGGUCAAAUGACCCUCGAGCUGUCAGAGGAGGCUUCGUGUGAGUUUGGAAAGCGAGCGAUUUCCCGCUGACUGGCUCACGAGCUGAAGUUCGACCACCACCCUCAGCCGAGCGGCAAUUGUGUACAUAGUGUGUGAAAAACGAUCACAGACAAUCUGUUGGCGGUCGGAAUAUUGUUGUGAUAAGUGAUAUCGAGCGUUGUACCUGAGGACCUUGGGUUUUGAUAUCAAACGAGAUUAGCACAAAGUGCUCAAAGUUGACCGGAUGCUGUACUCGCGGCUCCAUAGUUUAAGGUGUGCCGACUUGAUAAAUCUGAUUUGUACACAGACUUAUGUCAAUACCGUGCCAUGCGACGCUUCUACAGUGCCAAACGAGCUCAAAGCAACGACUACGAAUCGACUCAUGUGACGUUAGAAUUACCUCACUCGGCUAGAUAUUUCUCUCCACUGAUAAGAACCGUACAUCAUCUAUCCGUACUGCACAUAAUCAAAAUUUAUCGACAGUGUUUGAUGGACCAGUGGUUGUGAGGUGUCCUAAUUUAUUGUCCUUAUAGGCGUGAUUGUCGUGUGAACGGAAGCGCGAUGUCUAAGUAGACCCCGCCACCUCUGAGCGACCUAGUCGCCGACGGUGAAGCGCCGUUUUUCAAUACAACUGACACGCUCGCUCAAA